Messenger RNA from Sugiyamaella lignohabitans, 1677 nucleotides. RefSeq lists its product as uncharacterized. The transcript has a single exon. The coding region runs from base 1 to 1677 and encodes 558 amino acids. Lineage: Eukaryota; Fungi; Ascomycota; Dipodascomycetes; Dipodascales; Trichomonascaceae. The record is from RefSeq and is a predicted model, not a curated record.
AUGGAUAUUCCUAGAUCCUUAAUCGUACCUUCUAAGUAUGAUUUCUCUGGUAUUAGACCGGACGAUGAGAACGGAUACAAUCAAGACUUGGAAAUCAGCAACUAUGGCCUUAGUAGCCAGGAGACAUCCAAACAGCCCAUGCCGACUAAGAAGAAUGAGUAUAUUGAUAACAAUGACGUAAACGAAUAUGGUAUGAUAUUAGAAAACAUCUCAUUGGCAUCAAAUUGCCACACAGGUACCAGUUCCAUUAACGGUGUUUCUAGAAAUGAGCAAAACUUUUACUACGAUCUCGAGGCUAGUAAUGAGCCCCUUAUAACAACAACAGAUAUCACCACACAAAGUAAUCAACAUGUAGAUGUUGGCAUAAGCCAUUCCUUUAAUGACCUACCACAUUUUCCAACGAUAGACUCAAACUUUGACUCGAAGGAAGAAAACACAUUAGGAACGGUUGAUUUAAAUAACUUGCCCAAUGAUUCUUUUGAACUAAACUACCAGCAGAGAUUCAAAGAUAUUAAUGAGACUGGGCUGCCUAAUGCAAUUUCGAGUGAAGUUCUAAAUUCACAUCCAUCUACCGAUGUAAUUAAACAAAAUGUUACACAAUCAGAAUUCGGAACCAAAAGCGACAUUUGCAACAUAUCGAGCUUGAUUCCAGAAUAUGGACUGUUAGACAGGGGUCAGUUAGUGAAUCUCAAUAUCGAUUCUAAUGGUAUCGUGAAUAGUGAUGUUCAAGAGGAAUCGCGACAAGCACGGAACACAGCGGUAGGUAACGAAUUUGACGACAUUGGCUAUCUUCCAGCUAAUGGGGUUGAAAAUCUGGUGUUGAAUAACACGGCAAGUACACAGGAGGGUCAAAAUAGGACCAUGGAGUCAUUCAACCUUCAGAGUGGUGGUCACAAUAAUGAGCUUUGGGGAAGUGGACUUUCUAAUAGUUCCUUAACAGAGUUGCUGUUCAGUGACACUAGCUUCGUAGGAGUGGAGAAAACAAAUCAACUUUACACUGAGCACCGACAUUCUGCGUCAUUACCAGAGCUAUUUGCUACUUCUAUGUGCAAUAGCGUUGAUUCAAUCACCGGUCAUGGACCCCUAAAACAUAAAAGAGACUUAUCUAGCCAACUAGAGGCCAGAAAACCUUCAUAUAACUUGGCAAACUCAUCGCCUUAUAAUAAAUCCAAAAGGGCAUCAGCACCAAUGCCUUUUGGCAGACCAAUACACACAAACAAGAGGCAUUCUAAUGAAACUAAAUCCAUGACACAUUCAAGGAGCAGCAGUAUAGGGGCCAGAACAGUGUCGCGGAAGCGAGCCCGCAAAAAUAAAGGUGUUAACCGAAUUCAAGGCGAUACUGGAAAUGGCAGUAGUAGCUACACAAGUAGUGCUAGUCGAAGUAGUGCAAGCAGUCGGAGUAGUCGCAGCAACAGCAUCAGUCCUUGCGAGCCAGCUUUGUAUGAAAGUGAUCUAUUACAAACCGAGCCAAACAAUACAUCUAACAACAGCAACGGAAGUGAAACAGCGAAUACAGCUGCCAGUCAAAAGGGUGAUACCAUUACUCUGAGGCAGCCAUCAUUUGCAGAGGGUCGAGAAGAUGUUGGAAGUUUUGGGUUCAUUAAUUUCCGGAAGCCAGGAGCAUGGACAAGAGUGAAACCGCAUAGAAAUGACAGUAUAUUAGACGAACGGGACUGA